Molecule: messenger RNA, 3191 nt
Organism: Myxocyprinus asiaticus (Chinese sucker)
Lineage: Eukaryota; Metazoa; Chordata; Actinopteri; Cypriniformes; Catostomidae
Product: androgen receptor-like
Exons: 8
Coding region: 459-3047 (862 amino acids)
Biological process (GO): regulation of DNA-templated transcription; male gonad development
Molecular function (GO): zinc ion binding; DNA-binding transcription factor activity; sequence-specific DNA binding
Source: RefSeq, a predicted model, not a curated record
AACUCGAGCGGGUGAGAGAAAUUCCCACCCACGGUCGGAGUUACUCACAUUCGCUCGCCCAUGGAUCAUACCUAUACUACUACAUGACUUUAGCACAAGCUGGGACUGAAUAAAGCGUUUGAAACUGAUUGCCAGAGCAGCACACUGGACUUCAGAUGCCCGAAAAGGCUAAACAUCAGACACUGUUCAUUUUCAUUUUUAGAAAAGUUGGGACGCUUUUUUUUUUUUUUUUCAUUGACGUUUAUUGAGAGCCGCCUAUGCGUCUCCAAUUAUUCCCCGACGACCAUUUGAUUAUUUUUGCUUACACGGACGUGCGCAUCUCCUUCAUGUCUGUCUGACUGGAACUUUUUCCAUGGGAACACUUCGCCGGACCGGGGAUUUUGUCGAUGAACUUGUUGCGGUGAGUCCCCUUUAAGCCCUCUCGCACCUGUGUGUACUGGAGUGUCUGUUUCUAGACUAUGGAGGUUCCAGUCGUGUUAGGGGAAGUUAGUGAAUCCCCCGACGCAGUUUUUCACGGACCUUACCAAAGCGUUUUUCAAAGCGUACGCGUUGUGCGAGCGAACAGCACCGCCGUCUCGGAGAGUUUGGAUAUUUGGAGCUCAAAAAAGUGCGGCUGCUUGCACGAUAAAGCAGCGAGGGAAAUGCGUUUGAGCAAGCUGUCUCCCAGCAAAGUAAUAUGCUGCCCCGAGAAAGAGUGCGAGAGUGCGAGUUCACUGAUGGAGGCAGAGGCGAGUCGAAUCCAUUUUCUCAACAGUUCAACAGGAAGCAAAAGCGCCCUGUCCCUGUCAUCUGGCAGCUCAGGCAGUGCAGACGCCAGCGGCAGUCGCGCGGGUUUGCACCGGGGCGCCGAGACAGGACGGAAGUGCAGCGGCGCGGCUGAAGUUCGCACACGCGAGUUGUGUUUGAGCCGUGACGCAAGUGUGGCGAGUGGUCGCGCGUGCAGCAGCACCAUCUCUGAGACAGCGCGACAGCUGUGCAAAGCCGUAUCCGUGUCUUUGGGGUUGGCCAUGGAGUCCAGCGAACUGGGCGAGGGGGGACCGCACCAUGCGCCGCCAACGCCCCUGACCACUGAAAGUAAUUGUGAGGAAACCUAUUUGUUCGGAAUGCCUUUGCUAGACUGUUCAGUGAUCGAACGGGAGGCAGGAGGGAAAGACAGAGAGUACGCUCUCGCGCCGGGACGAGACAGCGUUGCCGAGCUGCAGGGCAGGGAUAAACUGCUCGGGAUGUUUAAAAGUGCCAACCUGGAGCAUCUACCAGGUGAGGUGUCGACCUGGCAGUGCAACAGCUCGUCACAUACGCACUUAAACGCGGAGGUGCAGGAGGUGCCUGAGUUUGCCAGCCUGUCCGGGUACAUUGCCAGUCUGAGUUCAGAAGGUACAGCUACGACGACAGCUCCGGAUAUGGACGCAACACGGACGGCUUCGUGCCAGUUCGAACAACUUUUGUCCGCGAACAUGAACCAAUUAGUCCACCCGGAACCUUUGCCCUCUGAGCACGAUAACGGGCCGAGCCACAGCUUUGUAAAGCGCACAGCGAUGUCCGGUGAGUUUUCUGGGCCCACGGAGGAGAGAUACUCCGAUUACCAGAAUAUGUACAACGUCAAAAUUAAGGCUGAGAUGAUGCCCCGUGAACUGAAUGAGACCUGGACAUACCCGCAUAGGUAUAACGAGGACAGUAACAGAUACUAUGGGCCUCCCAAGCAGAGAAAUCCUUACACUACUGGCCACGAAACACCAUUUAUCUGUAACCCCUACGAGUACGGGCGCGGCGGGGCUCUGGUUCCGCGGGAGCGACCUCCGCCCGAACAGUGGUACCCGGGCGGGGUGUUGACCCGUCCGCCAUACCCUAACGUGCCCUGCGUGAAAAACGAGGUGGGCGAAUGGCUGGAUGUAACAUCGUUCACGGACGGCAGGUUUGAUGGAAGGAGGAGUGACAUUUUCCCAAUGGAGUUUUUCCUUCCACCACAAAGGACAUGCCUAAUCUGCUCUGACGAAGCAUCUGGAUGUCACUACGGAGCCCUUACUUGCGGAAGCUGCAAAGUCUUCUUUAAGAGAGCUGCUGAGGGGAAGCAAAAGUAUCUCUGCGCUAGCAGGAAUGACUGCACCAUUGAUAAACUGAGGAGGAAGAACUGUCCAUCUUGUCGUCUGAAGAAGUGCUUUGAGGCAGGGAUGACCCUAGGAGCCCGUAAGCUGAGGAAGAUCGGACAGAUGAAAGGUCCAGAGGAUGUUGGUGCUGUUCAGGGCCCACCAGAGACAGUUCAGCACCUGUCCCCCAAGCCGUGCCUGACGUUCCACUCUCAACUGAUCUUCCUCAACAUCUUGGAGGCCAUCGAGCCUGAGGUGGUGAACGCUGGCCACGAUCAUGCUCAGCCUGACUCUGCGGCUGCUCUCCUCACCAGCCUUAAUGAGCUGGGAGAGAGGCAACUUGUCAAAGUAGUGAAAUGGGCCAAAGGACUUCCAGGUUUCCGGAACCUGCACGUGGACGAUCAGAUGACAGUGAUCCAGCACACCUGGAUGGGAGUGAUGGUCUUUGCUCUGGGCUGGAGGUCCUACAAGAACGCCAAUGCACGGAUGUUGUACUUCGCUCCGGACCUGGUCUUUAAUGAUCGUAGGAUGCAUAUCUCCAGCAUGUACGAGCACUGUGUUCAGAUGAAGCACCUCUCGCAGGAGUUUGUGCUGCUGCAGGUCACUCAAGAAGAGUUCCUCUGCAUGAAGGCGCUCCUUCUUUUCAGCAUCAUUCCAGUGGAGGGGCUGAAGAGUCAAAAGUAUUUUGAUGAGCUGCGCCUGACAUACAUAAAUGAGCUUGACCGUUUAAUCAGCUAUGGCAGGAAGACCAACUGCGCCAUGCGUUUCCAGCAGCUGACCCGACUGAUGGACUCACUGCAGCCAAUUGUUCAGAAGCUGCACCAGUUCACCUUUGACCUAUUUGUCCAAGCUCGGUCCCUGCCCACCAAGGUCAGCUUUCCCGAAAUGAUAGCAGAAAUAAUAUCAGUCCAAGUGCCAAAGAUCCUCGCUGGCCUGGCUAAACCAAUCCUGUUUCACAAGUGACACGACUACAACCCUGUACCACCGAUCCAUACCGACCCCACCCAGUCAAUAUGAGCAAAUCAUUUCGGCCUGAUCCAGUUUGAUCCAGCCUAAACCAGCCUGCGGACUCGACUUGAGCGACGAGACUGAACGAUACAUAUUUUU